AGAGUCCGUUUCCUAUUAGACCAAAGAGUAACUUCUAUACUCUUUGAUUAGACAUUCUAUUAGACAUUUUCUCGUCCUAGUUGCGUAGCAGAAGAAGAAGAAGAAGCAAGAUGCCAGAGCACUGUGCAGCACAUUCCUGCUCAAAUCGGCGUACCAUCGCCAACAGGGCUCGGGGGAUUACUUUUCACAAGUUUCCCAAGGACAAAGAUGUGAGGAAAAAGUGGGAAGUGGCUUUGAGGAGAGAAGGAUUCACUGCAAGUGCUUCAUCAGUGCUUUGCUCUCAGCAUUUUAAGCAGGGCGAUUUUGAUAGGACGGGUCAGACUGUCCGACUUCGAGAUGGUGUUAUUCCAUCCGUCUUCAGCUUCCCGGUUCGCCUCAAAAGAGGCAGGGCUACAUCUACCUACAGAAGAGCUAAAGAAAGGCUGCCCGUUGCCUCUCAGGAUUCCCAAGAAAUGGCAACCUCACACCCACAACCUCAGCCUAACGAUGAUCAUGGCUAUGCCUUGCCUGCUUCUCCUAGCGCUCUUAAGAGCAGACUCAAUGAAGCCUUGGCAAGAGUGGAAAGUCUGGAGCGAGAGAAAAAGAAUGCUGUGGCCAGAGAAAAGAGGGCAAAGACGGCGGUGAAGAGUCUUUUGGGGGAUUUAAAGAACAUCAUUACCGAAGGUUGUCAAUGAAGGUACCAAGGAAGGCACUCAAGAAUGGGUGAUUACACAUUGCCGAUGGAUGUGAUGAAAAAUUCACUUUACUGCUUUGAAUUGAACAAAAUGACAUGGUGCUUUCUUGGGGUGUCUUGUUUCGCCAUGAUCAGAGUAAUAAAACUUUGUCGGUCAUCAGAUUUGUCGGAUUCCUGAACUGCUCCAAGUUCAGUGGUAUGCUCACCUACAGGUUCCACCAGGGUCACUUGGAGCUCCUAUUUAAUUCAAUCAGAGCGUCAGGCGGCUGGAAUCCAUCGGCACGCCAGUUCCAGACCAUCUUCCGCCGUCUGAAGGUUCGGUGUGGUGUCUCGCCUGGUGAGGCAAGCAAUGUGGCGGCCCAAGACAGCACUGUGUCCCUGUCUGCUGUGGAGAUGUCCUCUGCUGAAGAGCACCUAUCUCCAUUGGCCAACAUUUCGGCCCUUUGUGUGUGACCACAGUUAUCUCCCCACUCGGUUUAAUGGUCUGGUGGAAAAUGUUUUGGUCUACAUAGCAGGGUUUGUAGUCCGGCAGAUUCUAUGAAAGCUGUCCUGUGAUAUGUGCCGUGCGAGCUUGGUCAGAGAUGCUGAACCAUCUUCAUUUGACAAGAGCUACCACCUUCUAGCCCUGAAAAACAACGGCGGCCUAGUGAUUCCAACACAAGGCACAGUGAAGGUUUGAUUUUAUUAUCUUGCUUUUUUAAUCUCCUAAAGUGUUGACAGUCACACACAUCGUAUGGGAAGGUUGGAACGGAGGAUGUUUUUCUGCUUGGGGAACACAUUGAGGAGACAGUUUGGCUUGUCAUUGGUUGUGUCUGUGUUUCUCAAGAUAAGGCUGCACCACAUUGCCAAACUCCCCUCUCUUGAACUGCAGAAAGGGAGCACGAGAAAAGCUCUACAAAACGGUCCUCAUUCAAAGCUUUCGUGUGUGUGUGUGUGUGUGUGUUGGGAGGGUGGCUGCUAAAUGUCAAGGGCAGGGAGGAGAUGGUUGCAGAAGAAUGUGGUAGUACAGUGUGUGUGUGUGUGUGUGUGUGUGUGUGACAGAGAGGCAAAUAUAAAAAGCUUCAAGUAGACUCUAAUAUAAUCAUGUAUUGUUUCUUCAACUUAUUAAAAUAUCUGAAUUUACUGCCACUAUCUGUUUCUGCUUCUCUAUCAUAUUUAUAUGAAUGUAUGUGGGGAUAACGGGAGGCUAGAGAGGGGGGGCUGUCUGUCAACAGCUGGACAUGUAUGUUUUGUAUUGUCUUAUAUUAUUUUAGAAAUAUAUUUUAGAACUCUAUUUUUUUUUAUCAGCACCAAGAGGACUGCCAUCCAGUUUCGUUGUAUUCUGUGCAAUAAAAUUAAAGAAUUCUAUUCU
Alosa alosa (allis shad) is the source of this 2024-nucleotide messenger RNA. RefSeq names its product THAP domain-containing protein 6-like. NCBI's taxonomy places the organism in Eukaryota, Metazoa, Chordata, Actinopteri, Clupeiformes, Clupeidae. The transcript is spliced from 5 exons. The record is from RefSeq and is a predicted model, not a curated record. Bases 111 to 674 code for a protein of 187 amino acids.